Molecule: messenger RNA, 752 nt
Organism: Candidula unifasciata
Lineage: Eukaryota; Metazoa; Mollusca; Gastropoda; Stylommatophora; Geomitridae
Source: the annotation of a GenBank genome assembly
AUGAUUAAUUUAGUUGUGUUUUGUCGGCAAGGUUUGAUGUCGACAAUCAAUCUUAGUUUAUUUGCCUUAUCUUUAGCCGACUUCUCCAGUUUGUUAUUACAGUUGUGGAUGGUUCUAACUUCAUUGAUACCUUACGUAAAUAUACCAGUCGUCUACCAAGACCUUCUUCACUUGACCGGAGGAAUACCUCAUGGAACGUUUUGCCGGCUCAGUUGCUCAAUCACAGUCUACAUCACAGCUGAAAGAUGUCUAUGUGUUGUUUUCCCAAUGAAAAUUACACAGCUGAUUACUCUUAAAAGAGCCGCAACAAUUAUUGUGUGUAUUUCCAUGACGACUUUGUUAGCAUCAGUUCCUAUCUAUUUUUCACAUUAUCUUGAAUGGAACUUCUAUCCAAAUUUCAACCGAACGUUACUCGGUUCCGUUAUUACAUCGCUCAACCGAGCAAUAGUUAAAGUGCUUUAUUUUGCAAACGCCAUCUCGGGAGUUAUCGCUAUAGCAGCAGUUGCCAUUUUCACAUCCAUCUUGAUUUGGACAUUAAAAGAAAAAUCAGCGUGGAGGAGAUCAGCAAAUAUUCAACAGCAGAAAUCAGAGGCCCUGUCUAACAGAGACAGAUCUACGCUCAAUAUGGUUGUGUUUAUUGCGGUUGUCUUACUGAUAUGUUACACACCUUCCGUUAUACUGAGUGUGGUAACUUUCUUUGAGCCAGAGUUCAAUUCUGGUAGACGAUAUGUUCUCAUUUACGAAUUGUGUUG